GUUACGGUAACAACAACAAACGAACGAACAUUAUCUCAACCAACUGUUAUCACUUAUCCAUUCUCGAUUUCUACAAUCAACAACAAUGUUUCUUUCAUGUCAAAAACACACCCUUUACUAUCAUUCUUCUUAUUCUAUCCACUCUUCAAAAAACCCAAAACUCAUUAUAAUCAAUUGUCAAAACCCAAAUGAACAACAACAACAACACCAAAAAAACCACCCUAUUCCAAGAACACAAAAUUCAAAAUCAACAUCAUUUCUAAUUCACCACCUUUCACAAAAAAACAACAACAACAACAACACUAACCCUUCACCCACUGAGCUACAAGACCCAACACCCCAUGAAGAAAAAAUCAAACUUUUAGAACUUUCUUUAGUAAGAAAAAGAACCCCUCAAUUUCCUGGUUCAAUUUAUGCUCAAUCUUCUAGUGAUCCUGAUGUGGGUUCUUCUCUUCCUCCUCUUCGUACCAUUUUUCAAUCGGGUGAUGAAGAAGAGGAAAAGAUGAUUAUGCAAGCUAUUGAGAUUCGUAGGAAGGUUACUCAAGAAGUUUUUAAAGGUGCAAUGCAAAAGGGUAAAUUUGGAAUUACUUAUAGUACUAAUUUGGUUGAUAGGUUGGGUGGUUUCAUUGAUUAUGUUAUGAUUGAAGCUGCUAAUUUGAAAAGAUUACCGGAAUAUUCCAACUCAACUUUUAAUUUACGCGCCAAAACUGUUAUUGAAGAUUCACAAGUUGUGCCACUUAUCAGAUGGUUGAAGCAUAAUUCGUUAUCGUAUCCUGAGAUAGCUAAGCUUAUUUUGAUGUCAAGAGGGAAACUUGAGUCCAUAAGGAACCGUGUUGAGUGGUUGAAGUCGGUGCUGGUUAAGGGAGAUUUUAUUGGUGAUGCAAUGUUGAAGAGUGGAGAUAAUUUUUUGCAGCGGAGCGAUGCGGAGUUGGAUGAGAUUGUUAAGUAUUUAAUGUCUAAUGGAGUUAGGAGGGACUGGAUGGGUUAUGUUUUGAGUCGGUGUCCGAAGUUGUUAUCUUAUAACUUGGAAGAAGUGAAGACUCGUGUGCAGUUCUAUCUGGAUAUGGGUUUAGACGAGAAGGAUUUUGGCACCAUGGUUUUUGAUUUUCCUAAAGCACUUGGUCACUAUAGUCUCGAAGAAAUGCACCGAAAGGUUGAUUACUUGAAAGAAUUCGGACUUGAAAGUAAGGAUGUUGGUAAGUUGCUUGCAUUUAGGCCAGAGUUGAUGGCGUGCAGCAUUGAAGAACGGUGGCAACCUCUUGUUAAGUAUCUGUACUAUUAUGGGAUUACCCGAGAUGGGAUGAAGAGAAUGCUUAUCAUUAAACCAAUGGUAUUUUGCGUUGACUUGGAGAUGACUAUUGUGCCAAAGGUAAAGUUUUUUCAGGACUUGGGGGUUACAAAUGACGGGAUUGCCAACAUGCUUGUAAAAUUUCCUCCUCUACUCACUUACAGCCUGUACAAGAAGAUUAGGCCUGUGGUCAUAUUCUUGAUGACCAAGGCUGGAGUCACUGAAGAAUCUAUUGCAAAGGUUGUUGCUCUUGGACCUCAACUCUUAGGAUGCCACAUAGUACAUAAGCUGGAAGUAAAUGUAAAAUAUUAUUUGUCUCUUGGCAUACGCCUUCGGCAACUUGGUGAAAUGGUUGCUGAUUUCCCGAUGCUGCUCAGAUACAAUACAGAUGUUCUCCGUCCUAAGUAUACGUAUCUGCGGAGAACCAUGGUUCGAACUUUGCAAGAUCUCAUUGAGUUUCCAAGGUUUUUCAGCUAUUCUCUGGAGGGUCGAAUUAUCCCAAGACACAAGGUUCUGGUAGAGAAUCAGAUUAAUGUCAAGCUAAAAUGCAUGUUAGCUUGCACAGAUGAAGAAUUUGACAAAAUGGUCAAGAAUAUUAUUAGAAAACGCAACAAAAUUCAAUCUUCUGUCAUGAAGGCGAAUACCACUCAUCCACAAUCUCUCAUUGCAGGGGAUAUUACUACUACCCCCUAGAUGUAAAAAGAAAAAUGUGUGUGGAAUACAGAAUAUGGUUUAGUUUUCAAGAAGUAAAGCAACAUAAUGAUUUUCCCGUAUUAGCUUCGUUGGUCAGACAAGUAAUUGUCAUAAAAUCAUAAUUGUUCUUCUUGAAGAUGGAGUGCUAAAUGAGCUUGCAAUUUGUCAUCUACCACCUCAUUUGUGAAGAUAUUGCUGCGGAAUUGCAAAUGAAACAUGCCACUGUGGAGUGUGCCGAUGAAUAGAAUUGUGGAGAGUGGAGACAUGACCUGUGUAUUUCUUGCAACGUCUAAAGAAGGUUUAAGAUUUAUUUUUUCUCCCUGAUAGGAACAAGGGAACACUCGAGUACUUGACUGUUGUGCAAUGCAGUAAUCUCUAGACUGACAAAUUAUCGCCGCGGUUAACAUUCUUGCCUUGACUCUUCUCUACUAGCUGAACAUUAAAUUCAACCUACCUUGUGAAAGAUCAACACUCAACUUUAUAUAUGAAACUCUUUUAAAUCUAUCUUGCUCGACAGUUAUGUGAACAGCAAUAUUGUUACAAGCUUUAUGAGUACACAAAGUUCCUCAUGUUGCUGCUUUUUAUAUGGAUAACAAUGUUCCAUGGUAGUGAAAUGUUUUGCUGAAGACUAUGGAUAUCAUCAUAUUCUUAAGGCAUAUAUAAAUCUAUGCUGACGUUAGAUAGUUUGUUAUAUAGAUUAAUUCUUAAUCAUUUUUAUUCAUAAAUAACAUGGCUAUCUCGGAUUAUGUUUUUUUAAUCUGUUAUGGUGGGUCAUAAAGGAUGGUUAUUCCAAUGUGGUAUUUUUAUUUGAUAAGUCACAUUAGUUAUAUAGCUUUUGCAGAUUGGACUGGUUUAUAUAGGGUUGGUUGAACAAAGGUGGAGUAUUUGAUUGAUUAUUUUGUCUCACUAAUUUGUAUUUUCAUAGUGUUUUCUCAGACAAUUUUAUUUUUGGUUUACAAAA
Molecule: messenger RNA, 2942 nt
Organism: Trifolium pratense (red clover)
Lineage: Eukaryota; Viridiplantae; Streptophyta; Magnoliopsida; Fabales; Fabaceae
Product: transcription termination factor MTERF2, chloroplastic
Exons: 7
Coding region: 86-1981 (631 amino acids)
Biological process (GO): regulation of DNA-templated transcription
Molecular function (GO): double-stranded DNA binding
Source: RefSeq, a predicted model, not a curated record